Molecule: messenger RNA, 2160 nt
Organism: Parnassius apollo (apollo)
Lineage: Eukaryota; Metazoa; Arthropoda; Insecta; Lepidoptera; Papilionidae
Source: the annotation of a GenBank genome assembly
AUGUUGCACAACAGUGGUCCUUUUGGACCUAACGAUGUGCCAAUCAACAUGGGCGCGCCAGUAAACAUGACCCCGAUGAGUGGAGCGAUGAACAUUACAAAUAAUAUCAGCAAUUUGGCGAAAAUAGCUCAGCAACCUUCAGAAACGACUAGCGCGCAUUAUCCCGUCCCAAAUUAUCCUACAUACGGACAUCCACAUUUGAACAUGAACACUGGUGUAAAUCCAUAUCCAAACUAUCCACCUAUUGGCUACCAUCAAUCGAACUACAUCCCACAAAAUCCCUCAUCAGUUCACGAUACAAAUUGGCACAAUGGUAUGCUACCGAUGAAUUUAAAUACACAGAGCGACGAAAGUGCUACACUGAAUUUUUCGUCACCUGCAACUAAAAGACCUGAAACAAUCAAUGAUUAUAGGGAACACACUUUUCCGAGUAAAUUACCUUUGAAUGUAUCUCAGGUACCUACUAAAGCAUUCCAUAAGCACCUCAAUAUGGAAAAUAAUCAUUACAACUACCAACAUUAUACUCCUAGUCAGAGUAGUUUUAGACAUUAUACAGACUAUAAUCUUGAUUUGAGCACAAAAUCUAAAUCAGAAAUGGACCCAAGGCGUAAGAGCUUAGAGACAACUGUUAAAUUAAUUGAGAAUAUUCUUAUUAACACUACUAAAAAGAGUGAUAACCAACUGUGUAGAGACAAUGACACUGAUUUUCAUGUCAAUUCUAAACAAGCUAAUCCAAUACAAUCCUGUUCAAAUGAGGAAGAGGAUCCUAUUAGUAUUGAUUCUGGAAAGUUACAAGACGAGGAUCGAGCCGAUAAUCUGGAUGUGGACAGUCAAAGUUGUGGUUCAAAAGAAGAAAUUGACACUGACAAGAAAGAAGAAAAUAGCACCAUAGAAUCCUUGACACCAAAUGAAAGAAGAAAAUCAGAAUCAGACAAUGCUGCAGAUUCAUUCAUUCAGAAUUCUGAUGACGAACUAUCAGGGGCUGAAAGUGAUGCUCAACCAGAAGACCUUACAGCUAAUUCAGGGAAAGAAAUAUUGAACUUAGAUCCUGAUAUUGAAAUCAAAGUGGAAUCUACAAGUUGGGUAGACACAGAGUCCUUUAAUCCAUUUCAAAGGGAUGUUAAUGGCAUGCCAAUUGAAGAUGCUACUAAUGUUAACAUAAUACUUGGCGAUAGAAGUGUUGAAGAAGCUAAAGAAUCUAUUAAGAAUGAAUCAGAUGAAGAAAAGUAUUUUGAAUGUCCAAAUUGCAAUCUCCUUUUUAACCAUCCUAAAAGAUUUCUUAUACACUAUAAAUGGCACUCAUUUGGUCUUACAAAUGAAAGGAGAAUGGAAAUGGCUAGAGAGAAGGAGAUGAAGAAGAAUAUGAGAAGAGAAGCUAGAGCUAUGCAAAGGAUGACUAUGAAUGAACUAAAGGAAACAAAUGGUGCAGGCAAAAAAUAUGCUUGUAAGGAUUGUGAUAAAGUAUUUGUUGCUAGAGGGAGUUUAAAGAAUCAUAGACAGAGAUAUCAUCCGACACGCGUGAAGGAGUGCAAGAUCUGCGGGAAGACGGUUUUGGGCUGGAUAGCCCUUCGCGCCCACUUGUCUACACACUCCACUGACUCCGGCUACCAGUGUAAUGAAUGCCCCAAGAGAUUCAAGUAUUCACACUCAUUAGCGAAGCAUAAGGAUACUCAUUUGGAGAAAACUCACGGCUGUGAGCAAUGCCCGAAGAUGUUUGGGUCGGUGAAGCUUUUGAAGAUGCACAUGAAAACUCACGAGCGUGUCCUACGCGGGACCACCUUCCACUGCACCUACUGUGGGAAAGGAUUCUUUGAAUCGUACAGUUUGCAGGUCCAUGAGCGCACCCACAGGAAUGAGAGACCAUUCUUAUGCGAAAUCUGCAACACACGCUAUGGAACAAAUUCCAGUCUCAAGAGACAUUUGAAAGUGUCGCACAGUACGUCAAAACCAUUCGAGUGCCCAACUUGUCACCGGUCGUUCAUUUCGGAGGUCAUCCGCGAGAGACACGAGCAACGAGUGCAUGGAGACCCAGACAGUUUCAAAUUCCCCUGUAAAGAAUGCCCGUGCAAAUACUUAAAAGCCAAGGACUUGAGGAAGCACAUGUACAAAGUACAUCCUAAAGGGAGGCGGAAGAGGAAACAACACAGCGACAGUGAAUAA